AAUUGUGCAACAACACUGCUAGUUUCCUCAUCAGAUCGACGAAGAUGGCGUUCAAACUUUGGAUUAUCGCUCUUGCUUUUCUCUCAAGCUUUUGCUGUAUUUCAGCGACUUAUUGCAYCARAUACUCGWMUGACUGUGAUUCAAAUUCCGUAUGUUGUAGAAASCAAUGUGUUUAUGGCUCGUCGUGUACUGGUCRUUMCUGUUCGUACGACUCUGAUUGUUCUUCAGGGGAAACAUGCUGUAAUAAUGAAUGUUGGGACAGCUACAGCUGCUAUGGCCACAKUUGUGYGUUCSACUCYGACUGCUCGGRUAGUGAAGUUUGYUGUMAUGGUAUUUGUCAGUACAGCUGCUAUUGGAYARAUGCUGYAAUCAUAUCUGGUAUCGUCUUUAGCUCAAUCGUCUUCGUUGGUUUCAUCGUAGUCAUCGUAAUUUGUUGCCGAAGAAGACGAAGGCCCGUCGUCACAAACCAACCACAAAUAGUCGCUGGAGCCACAAGCCAUCCCACUUACUAUCCGCCACUCCAAGGACAACCCUACUACCAACUACCACCCCCACAGUACGGAGCUAUUCAUCCCCCACCUUACGAGGUUCGAGUAGUUGAUAGUGAAGUUCCAAAUGGCGUUGGCGGAGCGAAUUCUGCAAAAAAGAUUUGAACCUACACCUCAAAGACUAUAUUAAACAAUAUACUCGAAAAAAAAGAUAGAUGGCCGCUGUAUAGAUAAUUAGGUCCUACUUUAAUAGUUGAGAGAAUACUAUUAGGCUUGUUUUAACAUGACUUUAGUUUCUGUUAUGACACUGCUAUGGUCGAAGGAGAAACUUCUUUUAUAUAUCGCAAUCCCGAGAUUCUUUGCAAGCUCAAGACUGUGGACCAUAUGUGUCCUUGUGACGACAACGUUUUUUGAAAAAGGUCUAUAUAACCACCAUUACGGACUGCGCAAUAUUUAUCAGGAGGGGGAGGGGGGACAAAAUCUAAUUUUAUGUGCUUAAAUAGGUGGCCAACAUUUAAAAUUAACUAAAAUUUUACUUUGCGUAGUACUUAACGUUUUGGACCCUAACCCUAACCCCUACUGGUAAAUAUUGCGCAGUCCCUUAGUUUAGUUAGUUGUUGUGCAUCAUUUUGACCAGGACGAAGCUUGUCUUAUCCUAGAAAUAGURGUGAUAUACUUCAAUCAAAAACACAUUAUGUAAAUACAACAAAAAAAGAAUAAAUAAUUAAGAUGGAAUGUUGC
This is a messenger RNA of Exaiptasia diaphana, 1229 nucleotides long. RefSeq lists its product as uncharacterized. The record is from RefSeq and is a predicted model, not a curated record. The transcript has a single exon. NCBI's taxonomy places the organism in Eukaryota, Metazoa, Cnidaria, Anthozoa, Actiniaria, Aiptasiidae. Bases 45 to 653 code for a protein of 202 amino acids.